CUCUCCUGAAGAGACUCACAGAAGCAGCCAACCUCCUCUCAAAGCCACGAAGAAGAAACAGAGACAUGGCCUCUCGCAUUGCAGCUCUCCUCCUGCUGGGUGUCAUCUGCAUUGGGUUCGCAAGAGCUCAAGUUGUAGUGGACUGCUGUCUGUCAGUCGCUGAGAGGCCCCUGCCGCUCCAAAUCAUUGUAAGCUACAACAUUCAGGAAGCUGGAAGAGGCUGCGAUAUCAGCGCUACUGCGUUCAUUACAAAGGUUGGAAGAAAACUGUGCGUCUCCCACCCCCAAGACAAGCCAUGGGUGAGAAAUCACAUCAAGUAUCUGGAUGAGAAAAAGCAGAGAGCUCAAUAAAUCAGGUGUAGAGAGGAGUGGUGGACUCUGGGUAAAGAUGGCUGAAGAUCAAGAAGGACUGACUCUAAACUGAGAGCUCAAGACGUCAGAGUCAUUUCCAUUUCUGUUCAGAACAUCAGAACAGCCCCAUUGCACUGUAACACAGUUUGAGACAAUCAAACCUGUAAUAUCAAUGUUUCAUCUUCUUUCUGAUGAGACAGCAGCUAAAUGUACAGUUUUGUGUGUGUUUUUCUCAUUUGUGGUGACUUUGUGGUAACAUUUUUGUGAAUAGCUCUUUUCUUCUUCCCUUUCUAUCAUCCUGUGAGUGAAAUAGAAAGAUUUGCCUUGACUUGCCCACAGAGUGAAGCCUGGAGCUACUAGUGACAGUGACACUCUGUUGUUUGUUUGAAUCCUAAAACUGAGGAAAAUGUUGUAAAAAUGAUGUUUGACAAGCUGUUUAUCUUUGAUGAUCGUGCUAUGACGUUUCAGUGAAUUCACAAUGUGCAGAUAACUUGUACAAAAUGUUGAUUUGUGUGUGUCCAGACCAUUGUCAAGGGUUCUCUUUAAAAUAAAGUUUGAUCUUGUUUUGUAA
Epinephelus lanceolatus (giant grouper) is the source of this 921-nucleotide messenger RNA. Its product is annotated as C-C motif chemokine 19-like. Gene Ontology annotation, molecular function: chemokine activity. Gene Ontology annotation, biological process: immune response. NCBI's taxonomy places the organism in Eukaryota, Metazoa, Chordata, Actinopteri, Perciformes, Serranidae. The record is from RefSeq and is a predicted model, not a curated record. Gene Ontology annotation, cellular component: extracellular region.